UGAAAACAGAAAGUCAUGAGCGGCGAUCUGACCUCUCCUUCAGCAGUCCAGCUGUGCUAUGAGAACUUGAACACGUCCUGUAUCAAAACUCCCUACUCUCCAGGCCCCCGCCUGAUUCUGUAUGCAGUGUUUGGCUUUGGGGUUGUGCUGGCUGUUUUUGGAAACCUGCUGGUGAUGAUUUCAAUUCUUCAUUUCAAGCAAUUGUAUUCUCCAGCCAAUUUUUUGGUCGCCUCUUUGGCCUGUGCUGACUUCUUGGUAGGAGUGACUGUGAUGCCCUUCAGCAUGGUCAGGUCAGUGGAGAGCUGCUGGUAUUUUGGGGACAGCUACUGUAAAUUCCACUCUUGUUUCGAGGGGUCAUUCUGUUAUGCUUCUAUCUACCACUUGUGCUUCAUCUCCAUUGACAGAUACAUGGCCGUUACAGACCCUCUGAUCUAUCCAACCAAGUUCACUGCAUCUGUUUCUGGCAUCUGUAUUGCCUUCUCCUGGCUCUUUUCAAUUAUUUACAGCUUUUCCCUUCUCUAUACUGGGGCAAAUGAAGUUGGGCUGGAGGAGCUAGUAAGUGCUCUCACCUGUGUGGGAGGCUGUCAAAUUGCAGUGAAUCAGAGUUGGGUUUUGAUAGAUUUUCUAUUAUUUUUUGUGCCCAUGCUUGUGAUGGUAACAGUUUACUCCAAGAUUUUCCUCAUCGCUAAACAACAGGCUAGGAAAAUUGAAAGCAUGAGCAAUGAAACAGCAAAAUCGUCAGAGAGCUACAAAGACAGAGUGGCCAAGAGGGAGAGAAAAGCAGCCAAAACGCUGGGAAUCGCAGUGAUAGCAUUUCUGAUAUCGUGGUUACCGUACUUCAUUGAUUCCAUCAUCGAUGCCUUCCUGGGUUUCAUCACACCCACGUAUGUUUAUGAAAUAUUAGUUUGGAUUGCCUACUAUAACUCAGCAAUGAAUCCCUUGAUUUAUGCUUUCUUUUAUCCUUGGUUUCGAAAAGCCAUCAAACUAAUUGUCACUGGUGAAGUCUUGAGAGAGAAUUCCUCAAUAAUAAACUUGUCUCUUGAGUAGCUUCUUAUUUUAAAUUGGGAGAAUCAAAAAGAGACUCACUUCAGAUACAUCGUGGGGAAAAGAACUGGUCAUACAUGUGCAAGAUUUCCAAAUGUGAAAUAACUAAAUUAUGCUUCAAUUUGAUCUGA
Messenger RNA from Marmota monax (woodchuck), 1175 nucleotides. RefSeq names its product trace amine-associated receptor 7a. Gene Ontology annotation, biological process: G protein-coupled receptor signaling pathway. Gene Ontology annotation, molecular function: trace-amine receptor activity. Lineage: Eukaryota; Metazoa; Chordata; Mammalia; Rodentia; Sciuridae. The transcript has a single exon. Gene Ontology annotation, cellular component: membrane. The record is from RefSeq and is a predicted model, not a curated record. Bases 16 to 1047 code for a protein of 343 amino acids.